This is a messenger RNA of Suillus plorans, 567 nucleotides long. RefSeq lists its product as uncharacterized. The record is from RefSeq and is a predicted model, not a curated record. NCBI's taxonomy places the organism in Eukaryota, Fungi, Basidiomycota, Agaricomycetes, Boletales, Suillaceae. The transcript has 2 exons. The annotation marks the transcript as partial.
CGUGAGGAUGUCUACUCAUAUGAAUAUGAAGACAGCCCAGGUCCCAAUUGCAAAGAUCUUGCCUUUGAUCUCAGAUGCAGAUCCAAAAGCCCCUGGAAUGAUAAGGUCAUUGGCUUGCUCCUUGAAGAAUUGCAGAGAAGGGGUGACAUAGAGAGCUGGCCAUUUCAAAGGUCAGAGGCAUAUUUCAUGGAAAUUCUUCAAGCUCGCUACAAGCGCCUGCAUACGAUCUGGACGGCUGCACAACCCAAGGUUACAGCAAUGGGUGGAGUGGAGACUCCUGCAGAGGUGGAGCAGAGGCUGAUUACGAAGAAGGACGAGACAUUGAAAGCAACUCGUCAAACAACGCGUUGGAAAAAUAUGGACGAGAACGAGGAAGACGUUGCAGCCUGGCAGUGGCUUCAGCGAGUAGUUGGGACAUUGGGAGAAGGCGGCAUGAGUUCGGAGGAGAGCGACGUGGAAAAUAAAAUCAAAACAGUUCUUCAUGUCAAGAACAUGACUUGGCGCCAUGUGAUUGAACAGGAAUUGGAUAUUAUCGAUCACCAAAGGAUCGUAGACAAUGAUAUUUUU